Messenger RNA from Cucurbita moschata (crookneck pumpkin), 1321 nucleotides. RefSeq lists its product as uncharacterized. Gene Ontology annotation, cellular component: plasma membrane. Gene Ontology annotation, biological process: phosphatidylinositol phosphate biosynthetic process; protein localization to plasma membrane. The transcript has a single exon. The record is from RefSeq and is a predicted model, not a curated record. Bases 1 to 1179 code for a protein of 392 amino acids. Lineage: Eukaryota; Viridiplantae; Streptophyta; Magnoliopsida; Cucurbitales; Cucurbitaceae.
AUGUCAUCCUCUCACGCCGACAACGGCCGCCCGGCGGGCCAAGAAACAACCACUGCACAAGAAGCCGCUGCCCAAGAGCCAACCCCUGCAGUUUCCGCCGAAGAAACCACCCCUCCCGCCGCCAAACAACCCACCGCCCGACAUAACAGGAGAACGAGCGGCAGCGGCCUGGUGGUGAGAUUCGACGUCUCACAAACGGCAUCCUUAACCAGCAUCGCUCAAUCCGCCAUCGAAUCACUAAAACUCAUCCUCCCAAAUAUCUCCUCCGCUCUCUCCGCCGCUCCCAACCCCGCCCUCGCCCUCCUCCACGACACGGAAGUUACCGCCCAAAUCACCGCCCUUCUCCGCAGCUCCACCUCCGGCGCCGGUGACGACAACCUCUGCCGUUGGCUCUACGACACUUUCCAAUCCAACAACCCUGACCUUAAACUCGUCGUCCUCCGCUUCCUCCCUAUCCUCCUCGGCGCCUACCUCUCCCGCGUCGUCUCCCGCCGCAAAUCCCUCGCCGGAUUCGAAGCCGUCCUCCUCUCCCUCUACGCUCACGAAACCAACCGCCGCGCUAGCCAACCCCUCACCGUCAACAUCCCUGACCUAGCCCACCCUAGCAUUUACCACGAAACGAAAUCCCCUCUGAAAUACAACGCCACCGCUCUCAAUCUCGCCGUAAUCUCCCCAUCAUUGGAGCCCCACGGCAUGGUCCGCUCCACCAAAAGGGCCCGAAUCGUCGGCGUCGCCCUCGAACUCUACUACACGAAGAUCGAGAAGAUUCCAGAGUCUUCGAAGAUCGAUUUCUGCGAGUUUUGCCGAUUGUGGGCCGGCGGCGACGAUGAAUCCGGAGGAGCUAAAAAAGAUGAGAGGGAGGAGGAAGAGGAGGAGGAGGAGGAGGACAUCGGGAUUAUUCCAUUGCCAUGGGAGAUUCUUCAGCCGAUACUAAGAGUGUUAGGGCACUGUCUUCUAGGGUCGAAUUUGAUUACAAAGAGCAAGAAGAAUGAAACAACGCCGUUGUUCAAAGCUGCCAUUGGUGCGAUUCGGAGCUUGUAUGUGAGAUCUAUGCACGAUAUUAAUCCGAAAGCCAUUUUAGCGACCGGGAGCUUGAUGAGGUUGGGGAAUAUGGCCAUUGAAUCCGGCGAUGAGGUCGAUUACACUGAGAUUCCUGCUCAAACCGUCAUCAACCUCUAGCAAUUCUAUAUUAGGGUUUUCAGUCCUGUUUUCCCCUCUCUUUCUCUGUUAAUUAGAGUUUAUAUAUAAUUAAGAGAGAAUUGUUCUCUUCUUCUCUCUGCGAUGCUUUGUUCUUGCUCGCAUGGCUUCCAAGAUUGAAGAC